Molecule: messenger RNA, 1476 nt
Organism: Girardinichthys multiradiatus
Lineage: Eukaryota; Metazoa; Chordata; Actinopteri; Cyprinodontiformes; Goodeidae
Gene: lyar
Product: Ly1 antibody reactive homolog (mouse)
Exons: 8
Coding region: 316-1353 (345 amino acids)
Biological process (GO): negative regulation of transcription by RNA polymerase II; rRNA processing
Cellular component (GO): nucleolus
Molecular function (GO): DNA binding
Source: RefSeq, a predicted model, not a curated record
UCAUGUAGUUCCUAAGUGCGGACGUUGUCACGUGUGUUUUGAAAAGUUGAUACGAAAGAAGCAGGAACGUUUAUCCUCACGUGCGGUUUUCACGCUAAUUUUUAUUUAUACGUGUUCAGAUAUUAUUUUCUACUUGCAGCUACUCGUUAUACCAGUUAAACCGCGUUAGUUUCACUGAGCGUAAGGGUCCUAUUUAAGCGUGAAGGUUUUAACCUAUUUCGGUUGAUUUUACCGGAGUGCCAUUAGUUUGUCCCGCAUGUUGGCUGGCUGAGAGGAGUUAAGUGUAAAGAACACACGAACAAAACCGCACCAACGAUGGUAUUCUUCACCUGCAACGCAUGUGGCGAAUCCCUGAAAAAAGCCCAGGUCGAUAAACAUGUAAUGAAAUGCCGUGGGUGCCAAGUUCUUUCCUGUAUCGACUGUGGAAAAGAUUUCUGGGGCAAGGACUACAAAAACCAUGUUAAAUGUAUCAGUGAGGACCAGAAGUAUGGCGGAAAAGGUUACGAGGCCAAGGCAAAGAAAGGAGAUGUGAAACAGCAGCAGUGGUUACAGAGAAUCAAUGAAGCCAUGAGCAAACCUGGGGUCAGUGCUAAACUGAGAGAUGUGCUCAAUCAAGUUAGUACUUAUGAAAACGUACCGAGGAAGAAAGCAAAGUUUCAGAACUGGAUGAGAAACAGUUUAAAAAUACCAAACACUGGGCUGCAGGAAGAGGCUUGGGACAUAAUUUCUGCUGCAGACAAUGCUCCACCGGGCACACAGGCGACCAAAGAAUCUACAGACACAGCGACUGAUAUCCAAGUGGACACUAACGGAACUGAGAACCAAGAAGAACAACUAAAUACUGAAGAGAAGGAGAAGAAGCCGAACAAACGGGAACGCAAAGAGGCCCGUCAGCAAAAGAAUGGAAAAGCUACCAAAAGGGAUGAAAAAAGAGCUGCAGAAGGAGAACCAGAGAAAUGCCAGACGGGCAAAAAGAAAAAGGAUAGAAAGAGAAAACGCAAAGAAGAGGAAGACCAGUAUGAGAAUGGUGUUGAUGAAAAGGAUGUCAAGAAAACAAAGUAUGAUGGAGCUGCAGAGGCUGCAGAUGUUCACAUGUCUGAGGAGACUGAAGAUAAAACUGCAUCUCAGGGCAAAUUCAACUGGAAGGGAAACAUCAAGGCAGUGCUGACAGAGUCACCUGACCAGGAGCUGUCAGUGAAAAAAGUCAGAAAGAAGGUUUUGGCAGCCUACUACUCUUUCACUGGUGACAGGAAUUUCAAAACGGAAGAGGAGGUUUUGGCACUUUUCAACAAGAAGAUCACUAAAAAUCCCAAGUUUAGAGUUCUAAAAGACAGAGUAAAACUUGUCAAGUAGAGACUCCUCCUUAAUAGCAUGUUGUUCAUGGAUUUCUCGUUUUAAACAAAAGUUAUUAUUGCUGUUCUCCCUUGUAGCUUUUUAUACAAAUGACCAAUCUCCAGGAUUAAAUGGUUUUAUGCA